AUGCCGCACGGAGGCCGCGAGCAGUCGCCGCGCUCCUCCAAGCUCGGCCCGGCGGGGCGGGGGAGGGUUUUUAAGAACUCUCGCCUGCGCCCCACCGAAACCAGGACGCUGCACGUGGCGAUUCAGGGCUUCGUCGCCAGCGCCACGCCGACCCCAUCAGCCACCGGAGGUGCAGGGGAGGAAUUCUUCCCCCCGCCCCCCUCGAUACCCGACACCCCGGCUUCGCCCUCGCCUCCGCUGCGCACGGCCCCACCCGCGUGGCCGACCGCGGCGCCGGAACAGGAGCCGGAACCAAUGGACGUGGUGCCGACCACCGCCACUCCGGACGCGGGUGUACGCGGCGCAACCUGCCGCCACCGCAGCCGCCGCUCCACGCGCCACCGCUCCUCGCGCCCCCGCCCCCGCACCAGCCGCGGGACAGAAGCCGAGGAAGCCGCAGCCCGCCGCGGCCCCGCCGCGCCCCCAACGGCCUCCGAAGAAGCCGACUGCGAUGGCGCCAGCUGCGCCCAUGCGCCCAGCGCCCCCAGCGCCGCGCCCCCACGCGCAGCGCCCGUAUAUCGUGCGCCCCCGGACAACAUCGCGCCGGGGCGCUUCCCUUCGCCGCCGAAGAUGCCAGCGGACAAGAGGAAGGCGGUUUUUAUCACGCCGCCCUUCCGCCCACCACCCGUCCUGCCGCCCUUCGCUCCACCGCUGCACGGCGCUGCGCCCGUACCCACGUACGCAGCCGCCGCCGCCGCUACCACCACCGGAACGCCCGCCCCAGCCGCGCCCCCGACACCGAAGCCGCGCUCGCCCACGACACCGUGCGCCCCCCCGCCCAAGAAGACGCGUUACCCGCCGCUCAUCGUGGAGAAGCUCCCCAACUGGGUCGAGCACUUCACGGCCCUGAAGCGGCGGCUCGGACACGCGCCCAACGCGCGCCCCUUUGGGAAGGGGGUGCGCUUCACGCCCCGCUCCGACGAGGAGUACCGGGCGAUCCAGGCCUACCUGGCUGAACUGGAGAAACACCAGGGAGUCGCCUGGUUCUCGUACUCCCUCCCCGCGGAGCGAAGCGUCAAGGUGGCCAUACGUGGGUUACCUGUGGACACCCCGCCGGAGGCGAUUAUGGAGGCGCUGCAGGACGCCGGCUACGGCGCGGAGUACGUCCGCCCCAUCCGCGCGCGCCAGGGACGACCUGGGUGUUUAUACUACGCCCAGGUAGCGCGCGCAGAAAACACCAUCCCGGGCAUAUACGGGGUAACAGAGCUACUCUGUAUGCCCGGGAUUAAGAUCGAGGCGUGGCGCGGGAAAAAGGGCCCCGCGCAGUGCCACCGCUGCCAACAAUUUAGGCACUCGUCGCACAAUUGCCACCGGCCAAUGGCCUGUGUGCGGUGCGGCGAGGACCACCCGGCCCGCGAGUGCCCCCGCCCUAAGGAGGAGCCGCCCACCUGCGCGAAUUGCGGCGGCGCACACACGGCGAACAACACGUCGUGCCCGGUGUUCCGCCGCGAGACGCGCAACCCGAGGGCGGGUACUGUGGCGCGCACAGCCGCCGCCUCCACCGCCAAACCAGUAGCCGCACAGCCAAGGGGCGAACAUAACGCCCCUGGCUCUCUAAUGGCCGCGGCAAACGAGCCGGGAGGCGAGCGACGCAAGAGGCGCAGGCGCAAGAAGGCGCCCCCGCCAACCGCCGCCGCCCCCAGGCCCGCUGCUGCCACCGCCGGCGCCCCCCGCGCCCCCGCUGCCGCCCCCGCUGCUGCUCUCACCGGCGCCCCCCGCGCCACCGCUGCCACCACCAACACUGCCACUUCCGCUGCCACCGCUGCGCGCCCGGCGAGGCGCACGGCUGCGCCACGCGGAGCGAUCCAGUGCCGCUGCUCCUAG
This is a messenger RNA of Spodoptera frugiperda (fall armyworm), 1863 nucleotides long. Its product is annotated as histone deacetylase complex subunit SAP130-like. Lineage: Eukaryota; Metazoa; Arthropoda; Insecta; Lepidoptera; Noctuidae. Bases 1 to 1863 code for a protein of 620 amino acids. The transcript has 3 exons. The record is from RefSeq and is a predicted model, not a curated record.